ACACACACACACACACAGCCAGAGUUAUGACAAUGACUUGCUGCAUGUGAAAACCUAAGACAAUCUUCAGUUUCCCAGCGUAUUUAAAAUGUUCGAUAUACUCAAGGGUUUUGAUGCUCAAGCGACAUCAACCUACAUCAACCCCUAUGCUGUGGAUGUGAUCCGGGCAAAGAGAAGGGAUCUAGUUUAUGGGAUCUCACACACCGAGGAGCUACUGGAUCUUCUCGUCACAGAGGGGGUGAUGACGGCAGCGAAGAGAUCCAUUGUCUUGACCAUCAGGACUCGCAAAGAUCAAAACUCCAGGGUCCUGGAGCUCCUGGAGGCCAGAGGUGAAAGGGCGUGUCGGAAGUUCUUUCAUCCGUGUCUUAUGCUGGCAGAACCCGACCUCUAUCUGCGAAUCAAAACCUAUCUGGGUGGUGUGAAUGAACGUAUACGAGACACAAGGAGACAGCUGAUUGGAUAUUUGCUGGAGAGGGAGCAGGAGGGCAUGGAGGAAAUUACACGUGGAAUUGUCACUCAGAAGACUCGUACUUUAUUUGCCACCAAAGCAACUAAGAAAUCUAGCCCCGAAAAGGAAGACAGAAGCACUGUGCCACUUUUAAAGCCAGAGGAGCACAAACCAGUGCAAAGUAAACCGGAAGAUCUCAUCCACAUUACGGCUACAGACAGGGAGCUAGCACUGCUGGAGGAGCUGUUAGAAGACACUGAUAUUAAUGCUGUCAAUUCCUCCAGUCAGACUCUUUUACACGUAGCUGCUGAGCACGGUAACCUGUCCAUCAUUGAGCUCUUGGUCCGUAAAGGAGCCAGACUGGACCUGCAGGAUAAUAAGGGUCAUACAGCUCUUCACAGAGCAGCCAUCAGGGGUCGCACUGAGAUAGUCGGGGCCCUCAUACAGGCCGGGGCCCCCAUCUACACUCUGGAUCUGCAAGGCAAAACCCCCGUUCACCUGGCAGCGGACAAUAAGCACCUGGAUUCUGUGAAAGUCCUGGUGAAGGAGGAGGCCAAGCAGUGUGAGAGCCACACACAGGACAUGUUUCUUCACACGGCAGCCAUGGAAGACAACUGGAGGCUGGCUGAGCUGCUGCUGCAGAGCGGGGCCGCCGUCAGUGCCAGAAACAACAGUAAAAAAACAGCUCUUUUUCACGCAGUUUCCAGGAACAAUGAGAAAACGGUGACUGUCCUUUUAAAUGCAGGGGCUGAAGCGGACUAUGAUGUCAUAAAUGAAGCCAUUAAGCUCAAUGAAGAAUCAAUUCUCAGUUUGCUGCUCGGUAAUCACAGAGGAGCUCUGAGUGAAGAAGCCCUCGGCUCUGCUCUCUUCUCAGCUGUUCAACAGAACCAUGAUGGACUGGUAACCACUCUCAUAGACAGCGGAGCAAACGUGAACAUGUUAGACAAACAGGGGUACACUCCUCUCCUGCUGUCAGCUGAGCUGGGGCACACUGAGGUCUUCAGAGUGCUGGUAGCAAAACAGGCCAAACUGGAUGCUACAUUAUCCGACCUGUCCUCAGCAUUGCACCUGGCCGUCCACAGUGGCAGUGUGCCGAUAGUGCAGACGUUGCUGAAUAAGGGAUUAGACCCCGACAUAACUGGACCUAAAGGCCAAACCCCUUUACACCUGGCAGCUCAGUGCAAUAGGCCAGAACUAGUUGAUGUGUUGCUACGAGCUGGAGCACAGGUAAAUGCGUUAGCCCAGGAUGGGCUGACUCCUCUGCAUAUAGCCAGUCAACAGGGCCAUGCAGACUCAGUGACCCAGCUUCUUCAAGGCAAGGCAGACCCAGAAGUCAAAGACAAGCUGGGGAGGACAGCCUUGCACUGGGCAGCCUCCUCCCAGGGAGAAAGCUGUGUGGUAGACCUGCUGCUGUCGGCCAAAGCCAACCCAAACACCACUGAUAAGGAGAAAAGAACUGCCCUUCACCUGGCUGCUGUGGAGGGGAAAGUAGAUGCUGUGACCUCACUGUUGUCCCACAAGGCAAAGGGACUGGCUAAAGACAUGGACGGCUCCACACCUCUCCAUUACGCAGCAGCUGGUGGGCAAGCCGGCGUGGUUUCAGCUCUUCUACAGUUACUCAGCAACAGAGGGACAGAGGAGAGGAAUACAUGGAGGAAAACGCCGCUUCAUGCUGCGGCUGAGAGGGGCCAUGAUAGUGUGACGGCGCUGCUCCUGGAGGCUGGGGCAAAGAUCAACAGCACAGAUCACAGUAAAGACACUCCUCUGCACUGUGCUGCACGAGGUGGACACCAGGAGGUAGUGAAGAGGCUCGUAAACUGGGGCCAAGCUGGGCACAUGGGGCGGCACAAGAAGGUGAAUCUGCAGGCGGCCAACAAUGUGGGGAAGACACCACUGCAGGUGGCAAAGAGUGGAGACACACCAGAACAUGAGAGCAUUGCGACUUUACUCGGGAGAAAGAUGUUUCUUAUCAAAUAAAGGGAGAUGAGUUCAGAGAGCAAACGACAGGAACUGAAAAUAUAAAGUCAGCUUAAUGAUAUUAUCUUUUUAUCUAUUCAUCUUUUAUCUCAAACCUUGUGUCAUAUCCUGUGAAAGGUAUUGAGGACAUGCGUUUUGCAUAAAAUAGCGAUAGAAACAAAAAAUAAUACAGAAAUAAAAUCAUGCAACACUGUAUUUCUUGUGUGGAUGUUAGAAUAGACUGCAAAGGUUGCUUUUAUUUUCAGUAAUGAAGCAAAUAUGUAGUAAUGAAAUGCCCUUUCUCGUGUUCAAAUAAAAUCCCAGUUUAGACCUCAGUGGAAGGAGAGUUUUCUUUUUGAGUCAGUAUGUGUAGACUAGACACGUGAUGGCCACUUUCAUUAAAAAAAAAUGCAGAUAUUUAAUAUAUAAAAGCUACAGUUGGUUUACAGUUAAUAUGACAUAAUAUACAGAUAAUCUGUUAUAAAAUCACAUUCCUCUGCCUGCACCUGUUACCUAAUGGCAUACGGAAACAGUUAGAGCCGAGGAGUCUCUAAGGCAGUGUCAACCUGCUUGUGAACUCCGAUCUCUAUAUCUCCAAAUGUCUAGGCGGCGCAGAUAAAAUAUGAAUCUAGAUUCUAUUACUGCAUUGCCUUUUUGUCACAGCUACACUAAAAUAUGUUUCUGAAAACAUUUGAUGUGAGAAAUAGGCAACGCAGUAACAGAAUCUUGAUCCGUAUUUGAUCAGCGUGGCCUAGUUUGACAGUUUGAUUGCCGUUCAGGAGCAGUGACUAAUCUAUCGCUAUACGCCUUGGCUGUGAUUGGUUGCUUACAUUCAGGCGCAGUGAAAAUUGGAAAUGCCAUUCAGCGCACCAGGAGGAGGCAGAGGAAUAUGAUUUCUUUUCACAGAUUAUCUAUCUCAUGUAGUCCUGUCAGGAUAUAGUGACAUUUUCAACAAAUAUGACAAAACAAUUUAUUUAUUUUUUUAAUGCAAGUUAAAUAUUGAGCCUUUAACGUUAUGCUCGGCCCAUUGGUCGGGUCCUGUU
Messenger RNA from Perca fluviatilis (European perch), 3447 nucleotides. RefSeq names its product CARD- and ANK-containing Inflammasome Adaptor Protein. Lineage: Eukaryota; Metazoa; Chordata; Actinopteri; Perciformes; Percidae. The transcript is spliced from 4 exons. The record is from RefSeq and is a predicted model, not a curated record. Gene Ontology annotation, molecular function: protein binding. Bases 89 to 2425 code for a protein of 778 amino acids. Gene Ontology annotation, cellular component: ciliary inversin compartment. Gene Ontology annotation, biological process: protein localization to ciliary inversin compartment; regulation of apoptotic process.